AAACAAGCAGAAAGGAAGAAAUUGCUGUGCGACGAUUUGAAUGAUUGGCUAAGUCGUCAGGGCAAAAAGCCCCUGUAUGGUUUCAUGGAGGAUAACAGAUGGAAGAAAGUCGGUGAUGUAUACGUUCCCGUAGAUGAUAUCAUUGAUCUCACGUCCUGUGAGCCAUCUGUGGAAAUUGAAACACUGCCUGUGAAGUAUGUGAAUUUUUAUGCAAACCUUGAUUUGUCGGCUGUGGCAAUGGUGUACCUGGAAGAGGUAAGCACCACCAUUUUUAUGGGACAAAAUCACCUUUGA
This is a messenger RNA of Gongylonema pulchrum, 294 nucleotides long. NCBI's taxonomy places the organism in Eukaryota, Metazoa, Nematoda, Chromadorea, Rhabditida, Gongylonematidae. The record is from the annotation of a GenBank genome assembly.